Trypanosoma brucei brucei TREU927 is the source of this 2427-nucleotide messenger RNA. RefSeq names its product prolyl-tRNA synthetase. Gene Ontology annotation, cellular component: cytoplasm; aminoacyl-tRNA synthetase multienzyme complex. Gene Ontology annotation, molecular function: aminoacyl-tRNA deacylase activity; ATP binding; proline-tRNA ligase activity. NCBI's taxonomy places the organism in Eukaryota, Euglenozoa, Kinetoplastea, Trypanosomatida, Trypanosomatidae. The transcript has a single exon. Gene Ontology annotation, biological process: prolyl-tRNA aminoacylation. Bases 1 to 2427 code for a protein of 808 amino acids. The record is from RefSeq and is a predicted model, not a curated record.
AUGCUGAUGGCAACAUGUAUCCGCAAUAACCUUAGUCCUCUCCUGUCGCGCUGUUGGAGUUGCGCCGCCUUGCGCCAGAGGCAGCGGCGGGGCCUGCUGUUCUCCGCAGUGACACGGAGAGUUAUUAACAGUCAUGCUGCUGCUGCCUGUUAUUCAGCGCGGUGCUACUCUCAACGACAUCGCAGUGAAGUGCAUGGACCAUUAUGUUCAAAUUUGCGCCCUAGUGUAAACUCCCCCUUUACCACCACAACAGAGCAGAGCACAAAAGCACCCAGAACAAUGUCAGCAAGUAAUUGUCGAGGCGAGGCGGAGCUCUUGCAAGUGCUGCAGAGCUUGGGUUUAAGUCUUCCAACUAUUUCUCAUGAAGAGAAGCACACGGUGGAAGAGGCGAACAAGGAACUAGGUCGAUUUGAGGUCCCUUGCAUUGGCACCAAGAACUUGUUUCUCAAGAGUUCAAAGGGUGAAUUGGUUCUCGUUUCAGCAUUACAUACAACCAAAACUAACAUGAAAACGGUACAGAACGCCAUGAAAACGAAGGACCUCCGCUUUGCGUCGGAAGACCUUUUACUUGAAAAGUUGGGUGUUGUGCAGGGUAGCGUGACACCCUUUGCAUUGGUUAAUAAUGGCGCGAAGGACGUAAAAGUCGCCCUGGACAAGGCGUUGGUCGACAGCACCCUUCCAGUUGUUUUUCAUCCAUGUCGUAACGACAAGAGUACUUUAAUAACACCGACGCAGCUCCAGGAUUUCUUGCAGAAAAUUGAUUUUCCAUAUAUUGUUGUCGACUUUUCAGAGAAGGCGACCACCGCGCCCGCCACUACUGAUGCAAAAAAAACAAAGGUGGCGCCCGGGCCCUCGGUAGGCGAAGCCAAGGGAGACACCAAGGGCGAAACCAAACUGGGAAUCAUGGCGAGUCGACGCGAUAACUUCUCUCAAUGGUACACGGAGGUUAUUACGAAGGCGGAAAUGAUUGAGUAUUAUGACGUCUCCGGUUGUUACAUAAUGCGUCCUUGGUCCUUCUUUAUUUGGAAAAGCGUCCAAAAGUUCUUUGGCAGCCGCAUUGAGGCGAUGGGUGUUGAGGACUGCUAUUUCCCUAUGUUCGUGUCCAAGACGUGCUUGGAGCGGGAAAAAGAUCACAUUGAAGGCUUCGCCCCGGAGGUGGCAUGGGUAACCAAAGCAGGCGAAUCCGACCUCGAAGUUCCCGUCGCGAUUCGUCCCACAAGCGAGACAGUUAUGUACCCGUACUACGCCAAGUGGAUCCGUUCGCACCGGGACCUUCCAGUUCGCUUGAAUGCAUGGAACAGUGUUGUGCGAUGGGAAUUUUCACACCCUAUGCCUUUCAUUCGUACGCGGGAGUUCCUCUGGCAAGAGGGUCACUGCGCGUGGCAGACCGAAGAGGAAUGCUCCCGUGAAGUUUUGGAAAUUCUUGAUCACUAUGCGGCUGUUUACACUGAUCUACUUGCCGUACCAGUUGUGAAGGGCAAAAAGACGGAAAAGGAGAAGUUUGCUGGGGGGUACUACACGACAACAGUGGAAACAUACAUUGCAGCUGUCGGUCGUGGCUGCCAGGGUGGCACCAGUCACAACUUGGGUCAGAACUUCGGAAAGAUGUUCAACAUUUGUUUCCAGGACCCAGACAAAAAUGAUGACUCAACCCUGAUUCCGUGGCAAAAUUCGUGGGGUUUGUCCACCCGUGUCAUUGGUGUUACCAUUAUGGUGCACGGUGAUGACCGCGGCAUAGUAUUGCCACCACGCGUUGCCUGCUUGCAGGUUGUUAUAAUUCCCGUUGGCAUCACCAAAGACACUCGACAAGAACAGCGCAACGUGCUUCUGGACGGGUGUAAGGCACUCGAAGGGGAGCUCCGCACCGCUGGCAUCCGGGUGAAGGCUGACCUGCGCAACAACUACAGUCCCGGCUGGCGCUUUAACCACUGGGAGCUUAAGGGUGUGCCUGUCCGUGUGGAACUUGGACCGAAGGAAAUGGAAACGAAACAGUUAUCGUUGGUAUUGCGCUGUGACGGUCAACGUCGCAGCGUACCCUGGGACGGUCGCAUCGCUGAGACAAUGUCUGACUUGCUCAACGAAAUUCACAACAUCAUGUUCCAGAGGGCAUCGAAGGAGGCGGAGGAGAACCGAAAGAAGAUAACGCGAUGGGAUGACUUCACUGCAGCAAUUAACAAUAAAUCGCUCGUGCUCGCGCCGUGGUGUGGCGCCGAAUCGUGCGAAGAUCAGGUGAAGAAGGACAGCGCUGAGGAGUCUAAGGCAUUGCAGACCCAAGAGGAGCGGGAGGACGCCCGUGCGCCGAGUAUGGGAGCGAAGGCUCUGUGCAUACCGUUUGAACAGCCCGAAUCUGUGGAAGGAAAGAAGUGCAUAUGCAGAUCUUGUGAUAAACCGGCGCAGAAGUGGGUUUUAUUUGGGAGAAGCUAUUGA